Molecule: messenger RNA, 4484 nt
Organism: Xyrauchen texanus (razorback sucker)
Lineage: Eukaryota; Metazoa; Chordata; Actinopteri; Cypriniformes; Catostomidae
Gene: glsb
Product: glutaminase b
Exons: 15
Coding region: 100-1809 (569 amino acids)
Biological process (GO): L-glutamine catabolic process
Molecular function (GO): protein binding; glutaminase activity
Source: RefSeq, a predicted model, not a curated record
ACAAAGUGCGCAGAAAGAACGGUAUUUGACUCUGCUGUAGCUUUCAGAAGUACUAUUAAAACAAAAGAGAUUCAACUCAAUUAGCUCGACACGACUGAGAUGUUACAGUUUAGGGCUUCAUUUGUGCUGAAGGAGUUGAUUCAUACCAGCCCUAAGCGUUCGCUGUCUGACAUUUUAAGGCAUAAAAAGACUUUACCAAACGCGUACUGCUUUGCCACUACUUAUCCGGAUAGUAAAAUAUCUAAGUUAAAAACUGUCCACAAUGGAAUACAUCUGCCUUUCAUGCGACCUUCACCUGGGAGAAGAUUCCUAUGUACAAAGACCGAGGGAGCGAUUGAACCUACAGAGCCAGCGAAAAAAGAUGAAACCGUCCAGGAAGCCGCGCCAGACAAGAGAAGGAAGGCUGGCAUCAUGCCCAGUUUGGAGGACCUGCUCUUUUACAGUAUUGCAGAAGGCCAGGAGAGGAUCCCAGCUCACAAAUUCAUUACCGCACUGAAGGCCACUGGACUUCGAACAGGAGAUCCACGGCUGAAGGAAUGUAUGGACAUGUUAAAAGUCACCCUUAAGUCCACAUCAGAUGGUGUAAUGCUGGACCGGCACCUUUUCAAAAAGUGUGUCCAGAGCAACAUUGUGCUCCUCACCCAGGCCUUCCGCAAGAAAUUUGCUAUCCCUGAUUUUCACACAUUUGCUUCUCACAUUGAUACUCUCUAUGAGAAAGGCCGAAAUCUUUCUGGGGGGCAGGUUGCUGACUACAUUCCACAACUUGCCAAAUUUAGCCCUGACCUGUGGGCUGUGUCCCUUUGCACAGUAGAUGGACAAAGGCACACAGUUGGUGACACUAAAGUGCCAUUUUGUCUGCAGUCGUGCGUGAAGCCGCUCAAGUAUGCUAUUGCCGUGCAUGACUACGGCACUGAGUAUGUGCACAGGUUCAUUGGGAAAGAGCCCAGCGGCUUACGCUUCAACAAGCUCUUCCUGGAUGAGGACGGUAAACCCCAUAAUCCAAUGGUGAAUGCUGGUGCAAUUGUGUGUUCUUCCCUAAUUAAGCAAGGGGCAGGCAAUGCCGAGAAGUUUGAUUAUGUGAUGAACUUCUUGAAGAAGAUGGCAGGAAACGAAUAUGUUGGUUUCAGCAAUGCUACAUUCCAGUCAGAGCGUGAAUCAGGAGACAGGAAUUUCGCUAUUGGCUACUACCUGAAAGAAAAGAAGUGCUUUCCAGAGGGCACAGACAUGACUGCAGUUCUGGACUUUUACUUUCAGCUGUGCUCCAUCGAGGUAACAUGUGAGAGCGCCAGCGUCAUGGCUGCCACGCUGGCCAAUGGCGGCUUCUGUCCAAUUACAGGCGAGCGUGUGCUGAGCCCUGAGGCCGUACGAGACACUCUUAGCCUCAUGCACUCCUGCGGCAUGUAUGACUUCUCUGGACAGUUCGCCUUCCAUGUGGGUCUUCCGGCCAAGUCUGGUGUGGCUGGUGGCAUUCUGCUUGUUGUGCCCAAUGUGAUGGGCAUCAUGUGCUGGUCUCCGCCAUUGGACAAACUGGGAAACAGUGUUCGGGGCAUCCAGUUCUGCACAGAUCUGGUGUCCUUGUUCAACUUUCACAACUAUGACAACCUUAGGCACUUCGCCAAGAAGCUCGAUCCUCGCCGAGAGGGAGGGGACCAGCGGCAGUACACCUUUGGACCCAUGGAUUAUGAGAGCCUUCAGAAAGAGCUUGCUCUCAAAGACACUGUAUGGACAAAAGUGUCUGCUACAGAGUGCAAUGAGGACAGCUCCACCACUGUAGUCUAUAGGAUGGAGAAUAUCGGAGAUCACAACUAAGAUGGACCAGACUCAUCUGUUUUGACGUGAUAUAUUUAUGUAAAUUAUCAACAGUUAUUUAUAUUCAAAGAACCUCAAUGGAUUAUAAUUUUGGUCACAUGUAUGUGGUUCUUCUCUUGAGUCACUGUAUCUUUCCCUCUCUCUUGGUAAACACCCUACUGGAAAAUUUAUCUUACGUUAAUAGCUGUGUUUUGGAACGUGGUAGCUGGUCUGAACUGGUUAUUAGCUAGUCCAAACUGGUCAUUAGCUGUUUCAUGCUAGUCGUUAGCUUGCACAAACUGGUCAUUUGCUAGUCCAAGCUGGUUGUAAGAUAGUUCAAGCUGUUCAUUAGCUGGUUCAAACUGGGCAUUUGCUGGUCCAAGAUGGUCAUUAGUUGGUCCAACCUGGUCAUUAGCUGGUCCAAGGUAGUCAUUAGCUCAUCAAAAACUGGUCAUUAACUGCGCCACACUGGCCGUUGUCUGGUCCAAGCUGGUCAUUAGUUGGUACAAAUUGGUUGUUAGGUAGUCAAAGUUGGUCCUGUGGUCAUUAGCUGGUCCAAGCUGGUCGUUAACUGGUCCAAACUGAUUGUUAGUUGGUCCAAACUGGUAAUUUGCUGCUCCAAGCUUGUAGUUAGCUAGUCCACACUGGUCAUUGGCUGGUCCAAGCUAGUCAUUUGCUGGUCCAUGCUGGUGGUUAGCUGUUCCAAACUGGCCGAAAGCUGGUCCAAACUGGUCAUCAGUUGGUCUAAACUGGUUGUUAGCUGGCCCAAGCUGGUCCUUUGGUCAUUAGCUGGUCAAAGCUGGUGGUUAGUUGAUCCAGCUGGUCCAUAAUGAUCUUUAGUUACUCCAAGCUUGUCGUUAGCUGAUCCACACUGGUUAUUGGCUGGUUGACCAGCCAUCAUGUUCCAAUCAUGUACUGUACCAACCUGACCAACUCGUAGCUAGUUUGUUGCUGGUCUAGGAUCAUCUACCAGCUUUAACUAGCUAAUAACUAGAUUUGACCUGCAAUGACCAACGUAGACCAGCUUGAAACCAGCUACCACUUUCUUAAAACACAGCUACCAGCUUGAGCUUGAAUCUUCAGCAGGGUAUGAUUGAGUACAGUAGAGGAUGUGGUUGUAGCUUGUGUCUGGGACAGCUUGGUUCUCUUUUAGUUGUCUGGGAUUUAUUAAUUACAUCAGACAACACAUUUAUAUUCAGUGCAGUAGGCAGGCAGUACAAUUUAUUCUGUAUAUUCAUUCAUAGACAAUCAAGUGUUAUUGGUGAAAGUCAAGGACUGGUACGGUCAGACUGGCUGCUAAACAGACUGCAGGUGCUUGUCUUUUGCACUACGAUUAAAUGUUUGGUCAUACAUCUCACCACACAUAGGGCCUCGAGAAAACCAAACUUGUGUAAAUUGUUUGUAAUACCAUUUUUACAUAAAUUGUCUCAUUAAAUUCAAUGCAACAAUUUAUGCAGGAAUGUUUAAAAAAUAUUUUUUACAGAGACAACAAUUGAUUUACUCAUUGAGCGUACAAUAAUAUCAGUGUCAUCAUAAUUUUAUGGCAAGACAAACAUAAAAUCACAUUGAUGGACCCAACCAAUUCUCUAAAACGGGUAUCGUAGUUGGUGCUGAAUUGGGAGGAUUGAGUUUUUUGCCAGAUGUCAGGGACUUAAUUCUCACCUUAACAUUACAGUGUUCAAUUCUACAAUUUCAACACUAGCCCUUAGAACAUAAUGUGAUUUAAAUGCAACCUAGCAGUCCUAAGCAAGGUUAAAACACAUACAUUUGUAAAUUAAUGUAUCAUGCUGUUACUAAUUAGCUUUUGGUCAGGUUUAGUUGUUCAUUUACAGAUUAGUUACAAUAUGUUCCUAAUGAAUUGUUCUGAGAAAACUUCUGCCAUGUUUUUGUAUCACAGAGCUCUGUUAGUACUGCUCAGCAGCCAGUUUAAACCUGCUGUCACUUGAUCUUUGCGGUCUUUUAUAAGGUGAAAUCAAUAACUUUACAAACACUCCGAUCUUGUGUCUGCCCUCACUUGGAUGUCUAUCUCUACAUAUUUUCAGAUUAUAUUGCUGGAAUUACUGUCAAAGUUUAUGCACCUUAUUGAUGGUUCAAGAUUUCGGGUUCAUAUCAGAUAACACUUUGAUUAGAUUUUUUUAAUGAGUGGAAAGAUACUGCCCUCAUCAGACAGUUUUGUAUAUUUAUGAUUUUAUGUUUGUUCUGAAAACCCACAUUUUUUAUUAUAUAUUCAUUCUGUAUGAAUUAUAUAUAUAUUAAUUCAAAUUCUCAUAAUAUAUUAAAUACAAGCUUGAAUAUUUAUGCUAAGACAGGAAUCUAAUAUGGGUUUUGUUUUGCCUAGGUUCAUGUUUUUUGUCAUUUUCGUGUAUUAUAACAUGUUUUUGUGCUGUUACAGUGUUAUCAGUCUUGCUAUUGAGCUGAUGUGAUUCACAUGUGCUUACAGUUUUAACAGUAUCACAGCAGAAUUCCGAUGUUCAAACACUUGCUUACACUACAGUGUAAAGUUUCCAGUGUAAUAGAAAUGCAGUCUAUUUUUCCAACACAUCACAAUUUGUCAUCAUCUGAUUUCAUUUGUAAUGUAUCUCUCCCACAGUUUUGAAUUCAUUCUGUUUAUCUUCUCAUGUUUUUUCUUUUUUGUUUAUGUAAAAGUCCUGCUUUCCUGUUCAUCCAUUUUUGUGUUUCAUUAAUAAAUGUAUUUA